AAUCUCUCACUGCCAUUGAUCGAGUGGUGCGAGGGAGAUAACGAGCGGGAGAGAGCAACGGGGAGAAGAGAUAAACGAGCGAUGGAGAGAGACGGAGGGGGAUGAGGUGGAGGGAAACGGUAUUUAAUGUGAAGAUAUAUGUCCCGUUGACAUAAGCCUGCAGCUAUUGGGAGGGCGAGAGAGAGAGACGAGGGGGGGGGCGAGCGAGCUGUCGAGAUUGUACACAGCGAGAGAGAUGGAGAGAGGCACAGAGACAUCGACAAACACAGAAUAGAGGUUAGAGAAAUACACGGGGGCGAGAUAGGGACACAGAAAGGUAGAGAUAUACACACGUGGAGACAGAGUCGGAGAUACACAGAGUAUAGGUGGGGGGGGGGGGGGGAAGAUACGAGAGCAAAACCCAGGGAGAGGGAGGCGGCUAUAGAGAGAGGGAGGAAGCGGGGAGGGAGGGAGGUGCACAGGCGCACACAGAGAGGAGCUUACAGGGAGAGACGGCUGCGCAUGGAGGGGGUGGAGAGAGAUGCGGUCUCGAUGUCGGACGGACUGCUGCUGCUGCUGUUGUAAUAUCGGCAGCAUUGACGCGCUGGCGUGAGGACGAGACGGGCACGUCAGAGCGGAGAGAAAUAGAGAGAGGUUGGAGACGAUGGCCUGGAUCUUCAGAUUCAUGUCGUGUUUUGCUGGCCUCUGUUUUGCCGCCGGGGCUUCUCCGGGCAGCGUGCAGAUCGGUGGGCUGUUCACGCGGCAAUCGGACCAGGAGCACAGCGCGUUCCGAUUCGGGAUUCUUCAGCACAACUCAAACUUGAAUGAGUCCGAUGUUCCUUUCGGACUCACGGUGUACACGGAUACCAUCGACUUGCCCAACAGCUUCACCUUCACCAAAGCCUUUUGUUCGCAGUUUUCUCGCGGUGUCUUCGCCAUGUUUUCUGUGCUCGACCGCCGUUCCGCCAGCUCCCUCACGUCGUUUUGCGCCGCUCUGCACGUCUCCAUGGUGACGCCCAGUGCUCCACAGGAGCCUCCAUCCCCGUUCCUGAUUGAGCUGCAGCCGCCGCUUGGGUGGCCACUCCUGCACCUUAUCGACAGAUACGCGUGGGGCAAGUUCGUGUACUUGUACGACACGGACCGGGGCCUGUGGCUGCUGCAGUCUGUGGUGCAGGAGGCAACGCGCCGGGGCUGGGCUAUGAUGGCUCUGUCCAUUGAGGGCCUGGGUGAUGAGGCUCUGCGGCAGCUCCUGCGUGAUCUGGCCGUGCGCGGGGAACGUAACAUCGUGCUGGACUGCGAGGCCCACAGGGUGGCGUCGACACUAUCGCAGGUGGUGAAUGUGGGAAACCACGUAAAGGGAUUUCACUACAUCAUCGCCAAUUUGGGCUUCCUGGACGUGGACCUGGACGUGUUCCGCUAUGGAGGGGCCAACGUGUCAGGGUUCCAGAUGGUGGACCGUAUGGCGCCGCAAGUCAUUGCAUUUCUGGACAAGUGGCACAAGCAGAGCCCACACGUGUACCCGGGCUCUGACAGCCUCCAUUUCAAGUCCACGUCGGCGCUGGCGUACGACGGCGUGUUCGUCAUCUCGCAGGCGUUCCGAGCACUCUACAAGCAGCGCUUCGAUCUCCACCGUGAGGGCAACACCGGCGACUGCCUCGCCAACCCCGCCGUGCCUUGGGGGAAGGGCGUCGACAUCCAGCGCGCGCUCAAGAAUGUUCAUAUCAAUGGCCUCACCAACAAUAUUCAGUUUAAUGAGCUGGGUCAGAGGUCGAACUACACUCUUGGAGUCAUGGAGCUGAGGCCCACCGGACCCACAAAGGUGGGAUACUGGUCAGACACCAAGCACCUGGUGAUGACAGGACUCGGGGAGGAUGGAAUAAAUAGCUCUCUACAUCAAAACAAAACGGUCAUCGUAACUACGAUCCUGGACGCCCCGUACUUCAUGUACCGCAAGAACUACGAGCAGCUGACGGGUAACGAUCGCUUCGAGGGAUACUGCGCGGACCUGGGCGAAGAGAUCGCACGUCACGUCGGCUUCAACUACCGCUGGAAACUCGUGCCGGACGGCGCCUAUGGGUCCCGCGACACGGAAACCAAGAUCUGGAAUGGCAUGGUUGGCGAGCUGGUGUACGGGAAGGCAGACAUCGCCAUUGCCCCGCUGACCAUCUCGCUGGUGCGCGAGGAGGUCAUCGACUUCUCCAAGCCGUUCAUGAGCCUGGGGAUCUCCAUCAUGAUCAAGAAGCCGCAGAAGUCUAAGCCUGGGGUGUUUUCGUUCCUCGACCCACUCGCCUACGAGAUCUGGAUGUGCAUCGUGUUCGCCUAUAUCGGCGUGAGCGUUGUGCUCUUCCUUGUCAGCCGUUUCAGCCCCUACGAGUGGCAGAAGGCAGCCGCGGGGCCCGGGGAGCUCCCACCUCCUCCGCCACUUGGGCCUGAAGGUCCCCCCGAGCCUAACGACUUCAGCAUCCUCAACAGCUUGUGGUUCUCCCUGGGGGCCUUCAUGCAGCAGGGCUGUGACAUUUCGCCCCGGUCCCUGUCUGGCCGCAUCGUGGGUGGCGUCUGGUGGUUCUUCACACUCAUCAUCAUCUCGUCGUACACGGCCAACCUGGCUGCCUUCCUGACUGUUGAGCGCAUGGUGUCGCCCAUCGAGAGCGCCGAUGACCUGGCCAAGCAGUCGGAGAUUUCGUACGGAACCCUCGACUCUGGCUCCACGAAGGAGUUCUUCGGGCGCUCCAAGAUUUCUGUGUACGAGACAAUGUGGCACUACAUGCGCGCUGCGGAGCCGUCCGUUUUUGUGAAGAAGACCGGGGAGGGGGUGGCGCGUGUGCGCAGAUCUAAGGGCAAGUACGCGUACCUGCUCGAGUCCACGACCAAUGAGUACAUCGAGCAGCGCAAGCCGUGCGACACCAUGAAGGUUGGCGGCAACCUCGACUCCAAGGGCUAUGGAAUCGGCACCCCGAAGCGAUCGUUUCUCCGGAGUGCCGUGAACCUGGCUGUGCUAAAGCUCAACGAGCAGGGCCUCCUGGACAAACUAAAGAACAAGUGGUGGUUUGAUAAGGGCGAGUGCGGGAGCGGGGGCGGGGACUCAAAGGACAAGACCAGCGCUCUGAGCCUGAGCAACGUGGCCGGCGUCUUCUACAUCCUCGUCGGGGGCCUUGGCCUUGCCAUGCUCGUGGCGCUUGUGGAGUUCUGCUGCAAAUCCCGCGCCGAGGCCCGCAGAUACCAGGUCAGCUUUGCGGAGGCCUUGCGGAACAAGGCGCGCCACUCAAUCACCGGCAGUGUUGGUGGCGGGGAGGCCGCGCGCUUCAUGCCAGGGGGGGGGAUGUGCCCCCCUGAGCUGCCCCCAAAACUGGCGCUCGUGCACCCCCAGCCCCUGCCGCCCCCCGCCUCCCCACCACCCUUCACAUCCCCCGGCUCCCUACAUACGUCCAUCAGUGCUCAGCAGCAGCAUCAGUCACAGCAGCAGCAUCAGUCACAGCAGCAGCAUCAGUCACAGCAGCAGAUGGACUGAAUAGGAGGCAGAGGAGCUGCAGUGACAGCAGCUGGAGCCGGGGGUUGGGGGGAGGGAGGAGGCAUUAUGGCAGCAUCAGAAGUGGCAGGACCAGCUAGUGUUGAACGAGUACCUGUGGAAUUGGCUGCUACAGCAGGUACAGGAGAGGUUGCAAUAUGUGUAUCAGCUCCAUCAUCAGCAGCAGCAGGACUGACAGUGGUUGGAUGUAGUAGCGGUGGCAUCGGUAGCAUAAGUUGGGUCACAAGGUGGUGGAGGAGGAGAUGUCGAAUCAGUGGUGACAACAGCAGGAAUAGCAGAAGAAUUGGAAGCAUUGGUGUAGCAGGAGCAGUUGGAAAAGAAUACGAUCAAAGCAAUAGGAGUGUCUGGAACAGUAUAAACAUUGACAGAGUAGCAAAACUUACAGGAGUUCUAAUUACACCAACAACUACAGCAGGCAUAUCAGCAAGCAGCAGGAGCUGCAGGACCAAUGGGAGAGAGAGAAGUUGUACUCAUAUCAGCUGAUGCACUGAGAAGUGGAGGAACAGGAGAAGGAGGAAAUGUUGGACAAGUAUACAGAAAACAAGCAGGAGGUAGUGGGGAUAUUGCAAAGGGAGGUAUACUGACAACAGUGGGACUUAAAAGGAGCAGUGGCAUCUGAAUAUAUGGCGGAAUUGUGAGUGCGGGUAAAUCUGCAGUAGUAGCGGCAUGUGUAAGAGGAUAACAGUAAAAGCUUUGACAGCAACAUUGGAUGCAUUCUCGGGUGGCAAUAGCAGCAGAUGGAUGAGGAGGGGUUGCAGCAGGUAUUCUCAGCAACAGGCUAAUAGCAACAACAGCAACUGUUGGCCGAAAUACAAUUAUUUGCAUUGGUGGCUGUUGCAGCCACUGCAAUAAAUGGAAUAACAGCAGCAGAGUCAGGAGCGAUAGACAGAGGGUCCCAAACCCAACAUGGACUUCAAGGAGUAGAAGAUGAGAGAGGGAUCUCUGUUUAACACAAACGAACGAGAGGGGCUUCAGAAAGGGAACAAGUGAUGGGAGCAGAACUCCUGAUCGAACUGAGAUGGUACAUAAGAGAGAAACACAGGGAAAAAAAGGACUCUAAGCCAUCUGAAGAACCUAGAGUGCAGACUGAGGCUUAGGGAAUGCACGAUUUGCAGAGAAAGAGCACAUUCCUGCACCACCAGGCGACCUAAAAUUAGUAAGUAAGUCAGAGGGCAUGAGAGUGGAGCACUUGCUGUUCAAUCAGGAGGGAAAACAAGGGCGAGGUGAACCAUCCUGUUCUCAUCAUUUGAUGCCAUCCCCUUGGAUUCGAUUUUGUCCAGGGGGUUGCUCAUCCAAAUGUUGACAUACCCUGGUAUGUCUCACCCCGCACCUUGUGUUGUAAAAGCCACGGGUGGGAAGGGUUUUUUUUUUACGAAAGGCAUCGCCGAAACUAAAAUUGGUUACCCAGGUGCCGCACGAGUAAUUUUGUUUUUAAUUGGCCACGUGUUCAACAGAUGUCGAGUGGAUGGAGCAUUGUUUCUGAACAAUGUAUUGACUUAAAUUAAUGGAUCUGGGAAGUCGAUCCUUGCAGAUUCGAAUGGAUCAUGAACACUGCCGUGAUUCGAUUGUGUGUGUGAAUGUAGAAUGUUGGUAGACUUUCUUCUACAGGAUGCGCCAUGCAUUGGAGAGGCCGGCCCUCUGACUGCUGUGUCACAUUGAGACUGCCACGCAACCACACUACCAUUUGUUGUGACACUGUCCUGUGUGCAAAUUUGUUUAUCAUAUUUGUAUGAGUUAAAAACAAAAGUAUCAACCAUUUUCUUCUUUCGGCUUUAUUGUCAUAGGAUUAGUUGAAUAAAUUACAAAUUUGCCACUGGCUAAUAGACACAGAGUUAAGCUCUUUGAUUCAUUGCGGAUUCGUCCAAUAAAACAUGCAUGCAUUGUAUUGUGGAGUUUACCACAAGUUAUGUCUUGAGACUUAACUGCUAUCCUGCUUUUCUUAUCUGAUACAAAGCCCUGUCUCUAAAACAGAGCUAAUAUUUUCUUAGGGUGUCUUUGCUUGUCUCACAAUAUUUAUAAGUUCCACCAAAUUCUAUAAUUUAUCAUUCCUGAAAAUUUUUUUAAAUGUGUUUUAAAUGUAUAACACUACUACUGGAAAUUGUUUUCAAUAUGGAGAACUUUCAAUGCGUUAACAGCUCUAUCAGAAUCUCCAGUGCUAAGUGUAGGCAAUAUUUGAUCCGUUGCCUGCACUCAUUGCGGACCACUCGAACUCACCGUGUCUCACACGAGUUGGCUGUAGGUGAGCUGUAAACAUCCGCUGAUCCUUCAAAUGCCACCUUAGGCAUUAAGUACAACCUCCACCAAUUACAGUGUUACCCAGUUGGGGUUGCAUCACUCCCCUACUGUCACACUAAGGCAUGUUUUGCAAGCCAGAUGCUUAGUUCACCAUAUGCCCCCAGGCACAGCUGCCAAUGGUGGUUCCGUUUCAAAAUGUUCUUCAUGAGAUCUGAUUUUACAAUGCUGAGAUGCCUUGGCACAUAGGGCGCUUUAUCAUAGGCGGCUAUAUCAGAGGGCGUGAUAUCAAAAGCAUUUUUACUGUUGCAGUUACAUUGUUACACGACUUCAGUAUCCUCUUUGGCCAUGUUGAUUCGCGAGCGAUUCACUCUGUGCCUAUCUGCCAAAUCGGCCCUCGGAAAUGGGCUCAACUGGACCAAGCGUGACACCAAGUUCUCGUUCUUUUCUAGUCUAACUCGUCCUAAAUCGUUUUCUUCAGACACCAGAGUUAUGAAGGCGUGUGGGCCUUGGUUGAUGUACUCAUGAUAUUGUUUAACUCGCUCGAAUGUCUUCUUCGUUUGCUGCAUCUACGUCUUGUCAAUGUAAGAUUGAAAUGACGAAGGAAAAUGACAAUGGCAAGCAAAGUGUCUUUUUUUCAUUUGUUGGAGAUUGUGACUUUUUAAGGCUUAUGAUAAUUAAAUAUAAUGUGAUACUUUGUGUUUCAUGAAUUGGACCAAAAAUGAAGAUCCUGAACUCCUAUAGGUCUACGCAGCUUGAAAUGUCACCAAAAUUGGCUGAAUCUGAAAUGUUUACCUGCUCUUGGUCAACUCAACAUCAGCUCCGUCUGAAAUUACCACAAAGUAAAAAACCUUCCCUUGGUCAACUCAACUGGAUUUGAUCGCCUGUCAACCAAUGCAUACUUGGCUCAGCUUAUUGAUUGGUAAUCACUGCACAAUGGUUAUCAUUUUUGAUAAUUUGUUUACCAAUAAGGGUCAAUAGUUAAGUAAAAUGAAUGUUUAAAAACAGCACACUGAACUAAGAAGCUCCAGCGAAUGCCUGCGAGGAGAUUGUUGCUGAUGUUUUCUGAAGAGAUGCUGGGAAAAAAAUGUUAUUGCAAAAAAUGAAAUAUUUGGAGCCAUACAUGGCGUGGGCCACUUACCGCGCGAAGCGCAAAACCUGUGCCAUUUGGAGCUGGAGCUGAAGUGGAAGUGGACACAAUGUAUCAUAAGCAACAAGAGUGUGGCAUAUGACCAGCAUAUGGAUGGAUCCUCCAUGAGCCCUUCAAGUUAAACAUCCAGCUCAAAGUGCGCUACAUUACCCACUGUUGUGCGAGGCUCUUUGGCUCUGAGACCACAAGUCUAUUUUGCAGGAUCGGGGGAUUGUCGAAAGAGUCCUGGCUAUCAGCUUUGUAAUUUUGACACUCAGCUCCAGGAAACCGUAUUUAUGAAUUGGAGUUUUUAGAUUUGGUUCCAAGAGACUGGAUUUCGGUUGAAUAUCUUGGAGAUUGGCUCCAGGAGACUGGGUUUGUGGAUCACAGUCUUGAGAUAUCUCCAGGAGAUUCGGUUUCAUUGUCUUAAGUUUUUUUUUUGACCGGUUUUAAGAACAAGCAGAAUCACUAGUUUUGUUUUUACUGUCUUAAAAAGGAAAGCACAACCCAAAAAACUGCUUCAUUUUGUUUAAGAUCAAAUGACAAUAGCCAUUUACAGUAACGUGAACAUUUGUUUAUCUGAAUACACAACUGAAGAUUUACGAAUUCUAAUCCAGCUCCACCUAAAAUUCUGGAUUUUUGAAUGUCCAGUUUUCCUGAGCAUCCCCACUUAGCACGUGCAUCCCGAUGUAACCACUCGGAGGCUUUGACAUAAUUAAUGGCGGCAAAUGUAUACUGGGAGACUUAUUGUUGCCAUGAAUUGAUAAAGUCUGAUGCCUCAAUGUGCAAAAUGAGUGGGUUUAAAUUUAAGAAAGAAUGUGUAAAUGUAUCGGACACGUGUAUUGAUUUCCCUGAUUUCUGCACAGACGCCCCAUCACUCUGUAAUGCAUAAAUCAUGCUGACAUGGCAUAACAUUUUAAGAUUCAGGCUUCAACCUUAAAAAUUUACUCAAAAAGGAUGUACUUUAUAAAUAAAUGAUACAAAUGUGCGUUGGAUGAGCCAGGAUACACACCGCCUUAAGUGGUGUCUGCAAUAAUCAACCGUGCUUUGGGUUGUGCCUUCCUUUCAUUCAGCCUGUUCGCUGAGCCGUCAUCAUCAACCAAGUUAUUUGAAUAGCUUGUCCAAUACAUUGGUGAUAUUGAUUACACAUUGUUGUCAGACCUAUUUGUGCAGAUUGUGAGAAUAUAAUUUAGGAUUGCUAAUGAUAUGUUUUAACACUUUGACUUUACUAGACUUAGUGUUACCAUUUGUCAGGUGUAAAUUGUGUAUUGUUAGCUUUCAGUUUGUUACGGCUUGGUGGCUGCAGCCAUCACGUCUGAGACAAAUGAUCACGCUGUUACAGAAGUGUGAGAUUUCAAACUUGAUUUACGAUGUGGAUUCUGGAAUCAUCUAUCGUGGUGACUCUUUAUUCCGAGUGAAAUAUGUUCACGUGAUUGGCACUUUGGUGUUUUGUGUGGCUGGGUGGACCGAGUGGGUUGCCUCCUUACCACUGAGCCAAUUCACACGCGGUCAAUAGGUCGAUUCCUGCCACAGCUGCCCAGUACGAGACAAUUAUUAAGUUCUGUUCUCUUCUGUAAAUUGGACAAUACCACGCGGAAUGAAUAAUUGUGCCAUUGUGUUCCUUUGGUGUCAGCACAUUUAGCUUCAUUUAAAAUCAUUAAAUAAAUUGUGUAAAAUAAGAUCUGUCCCUGCGUGAUCGACCAACUUGAUCUUCAAGUUGCCGAGUUGAGCCAUCACAUCGUCACUCCUCCUUCCAGGUUGACAGUUAAAUCGUAAUGGAAGUGAGACAAUUGGUAAAGUUGGUCGGUUUAUCUCAGUAAAAGGCAAAUGAAAAUGGAACUAAACUAUUUUUUUUAUUUUACCAGGUAAGGCCCACUGAGUUAUAUAGAUAUUUUUCAGAAGCGACCUGACCACAAAUGAUAGCUCAACGAAGUGGCCUAUGUGGAAAUAUAUAGCAGCCAAAUACUAUAAACGCAGGUUUCUAAAUAUGGAGGGGAAAACCCAGAGGAAAAUCCACGUUUCCAAGGGCAGAACAUGCAAACUCAAAAUAUACAGGCGUCAGGGUCGGGAUCGAACCCACGCGCCCCUGUAUACCAGGCGAGGUAGUAAACAUUUCGCCACAGUGGAACGCUCAAUGAUGUCCACACAAUUUUCCAAACGUUUUGGUAAAAACGAUCAUGUGUGGGGCUGAGAUUGUGAAUUGUGUAUCGAGGUCUCGCAAAGCCCAAACACCCUUUAGUAUGCAUCUUCAUCAUCUUCAUGUGAAGGACCCGGUAAAUUAAAUAUCAUUUUAUUUCAUGAUCAAAUUAAAUGGAAAUCCUCCAGCAUCAUACAAACCAAUGACAGCCCACUUAGGGUAAUACCUUGCAAGGUAUACCUGGGUACUGCUGUUAGUUCUGGAGAGUAUACAUUACUGUUGUUAAAAUACUGCAUUAUAAUUUACUUGAGUCAUUUUUAAAUCGUGGAUGUUUCUAAGAUGUGGCACUACAAAGGUUCCGUUCUUAUGAGUCACAUCUGUUGUGUUUAAUACCCACUUAAUAUCUAAUAGCAUCCUUCAUAAUAAUAGUAACAAUAACAUGACCCCAUUGGCCGGCUGUAAUGGAAAUCAAACCUUCGACCACAUCCAAAGUGGUUCAGUGAUGAGUGACAAAACCUCUACAUGCACCAAACUGUUUAAACAACCUCAUAAUCAAGAUUGAUUCUCAUAUCGUUUCAUGUGUAACGGAACCUUGACACCGUCCUCUUUGUCAUGUGGUCCAGCAAGGCACAUUUGUUAGAAAAUGGAUGUUAAAGCGUUUCUGUCCAUAUAAUAAUGCUUCCAAUUAGCAAAUUAAAAAGAAAGACUAGUAAUCUAGAUUUUCUAAAAAUUGCAAUGUUAAUGUUUGACUGGUUGUGGUGUUGCCAACGGGGGACAUUUAUGUGCCCAGUAACUCAUACGUCACAUGGAAAAGAGUCUUAAAUGGUCAAUCCUGGUAAGAGCCAUGAUAAUGAGAGAUGCUUACCUGCUGGACCAAAAUGUAAUACCAUCAUGUUCCUAACCUUGCAGGUUAGUGAAUUUAGAGGUAAAAUUCUAACCAACCGAUAUAACAAACAGAUGUCUGACAUCCCUUAUGUGUGCUUUUCUCUGAGCAUUAUGGGUUCGUCACAAAAAUGAAAAUAUUGACAAAACAUUAUGAGAGGAUCGUGCUGAGAGUCAUGGAUAUUCAGUGAUGGUAAAUAUAAGUGUUGUGCCAUUCAAAAUUAUUAUUCCCAUAAAGCAUUUCAACUUUACACAUUAUUUCUAACUUUAGAUGUAGUUACGCUGUGUUCACUGUACAUCACUCUUUUUGCUGGAUCGGCGCGUCAAAAUAAUACCUCUAAACUUAGAAUAGUCAAACUAAGAUAACCUAUUGAGACCAUUUAAGGGGAUAGUUUGUGGGAAAAGCUACAUGGAUGCUUUUGUUAUAUAUAUUUAGCAUUUUCCCUUUAACAAGUUAGAUACUCUUUCUCAAAAUACCCUCACGGAGUCUUCAAUAUUUUUUAAAUCCUUUAUAUUAAGUUCACUUGCUUGCUUGCUUAGGACCGUGCAAAUCUUUCGGUCGUUUUUUAACCCACUUCCCGUGAUCCAAUCGAGCUGACAUUUUCCACACAGACUCAUUGUGCGUGACAAUUUAUGUUCGUGAAAAAAAAAUCCAAAAUUUUACACUUUUUAGGACAAAAAUAUAUUUAAUUACCAAUUGCUUAAUGCUGCCAUGCAAUCAUCUGACCCAUAGGUGGCAGCCAUCUCAAGCCAGAGGACGAGAGGACUCUAGCCGCCACGCAUAUAAAGGAUUUAUAGUGAAAGACUUUGUUUUUACGGGUUAUACUUGUUCAGUAUGGUCUAAUGUUCCACCAAAACCAAUUUCUUUUUCCAGACACAAACUAUUUUUCAGUAGACUUCUUGUUAUCCACCACUCUUCAUCCACAAUUCUUCCUGCUCACGAGAAUCAACAAGGAUUCAGAGACAAUGCUACUUCUUAAACUCCUCAGUCACGUUACACAGUUUUGCAUGGUUUGCCAUGAUAAACACCACAAAUAACUCAGGAGACAAGCAAGUUUACUGCAGAUGCAUUAUUUCAGUAGUUAAUAUUAAUUAUUAAGCUCAAGAUGCAUACACCCAGUCGCAUGGGUGAGGAUCAAUAUAUUUUUUAUUUUAUGUAGUGGGGGUCACUUGACACUUCCAGCCACAAGAGACCAUUACAUUUACAACAAUGUUAAACAAGAGCAGAUUAUUUCAUUACCCUGAAUAGUGACAAUUCAUUUAAUUGCGUGGGGGGGGGGGGUAUUACACCAUUGUUUUCAACGUAUUUUGUGUGUGCUGGUGUGAGGUUUUGUCAUUUAGUUCUCACUAACCGUACUUGUACAGUUUUAACAAGCUAAGUGGAUGCCCUUCGUCAGUAAGAUGUAAGGCCCACGCAGCUACAAUGUCAAAGAUAAAUGGUCAGAGAUCUGAGCCAUUUCAUGUCCUUCAAGAAGUGCAUUCAUGUUGUCCACUUGCUCCGAUGCUUCUCAAUCUCUUCAUUAUUUGGGGAGGGGGAGUGUCCUUCCAGGCCUAUACAUAUAUAUAGGAUAUAGGAUCUGCUAAUCAGGCUCGGGUACGCCUAGAGAUGAUUCCGGGUCACCCAGUCAAAUGAUGUAACCAAUGGUUUGUGAUUGAAGACCAUGCCGAAAUCCACAACUUCAAUGUAAAUUAUUUUAAAAUACGUUACAUGGAAGUGCUCUAUUUAAAUAAAUAAAAAGCGUCUCAUUUCUCAUCCAAGCUUUGGGCAGGACUCAUCUGUGCUGGAUGCUUAUAGUGAAAAUUCCACAUUCCCAUUUUGGUCACCCAUCUCUCCCGUAGGACAACCCUGGUAGUUUCUGUCAUGCCAGACUUUGCAAACGCGGCCUAUUCAUUCUUGGCCUGGCUCAGGGCUUUACCAAGUCUGUCAUGGAACGCAAAUUGUGGAGAAAAAAGUAGCUGCCUUUGAAUAGCAUGUGCUCUGGAGCGUUGCUGCAUUGUGUGCACACUUGGAUGUUAACAGCCCCUGGAUGUGAUUGCAGGAUAAAACCGGGCAUGUAAUGACGCAUCGAUUUAUCAACUAAAAGUUAGCCCGACGGUCACGAUACAUGCAUCAAAUAAUGCAUGUUCCAAUUGAUCAAUUAUGAUUGAUGACCGAUAUAUACAUGAUAUGCGAAUGUUACAUUUCGAGAAAACUGCAAGGAAAGGAGUGAAAAAACAAGUAAGUUGGUAAACAUGGGACAUAGAAAGUAUGGCUUGAUUUGAAUCAUGACUCUGUAUCGUGACCCCGUAAUUGCAAGAGUUUCUCGAAUCGCUGGGUGGUGAGUUGGUACAUGCUGACAAUACCUUCCAGGUUUAGUAAAAUAUGAAAAAUGGUUCCAAGGCAUCCUUGCAACUUUUCGCUGAGUAGAAACCCCUGAUAAGAGAAUGCCCAUCAGACUGCCCUCUGUAAACUUGCCAGUGCAGUAUUACAUUUCUUUCGAUGGAAUGUGUAGAUUGCAAGGGUGGUGAGGUUUCAUUCAAUAAUUAAUGGUUUCAAUAUUUGAACGCAUCUCGCAAUGCCUGAUGUAAGCACCAAGACUGAAAAGUGAACAAAAAGUAAAAUGGAGCCUAAUGAAGCACUAGAGGUGGGGCUAGUUUUAGGAUUUGUGUCAGUUGGAGGGAUAGUCCUAACAGUAGACUAUUUAGUUAUGGUUAUGAUCAGGGGUGCUAUUACUGGUGGUUGUUUGGCCAGUUGAAGAGAUAGUGUUUUUUAAAGGACAGGGGUAGGGCUAAUAUUUUGUUGGCUUUUGCACUCUCCACUCCCCACUCCCAAGCUGUUUGCCACAUCAUCAAAGGCAAUGUAUAUCCUUUUUGUUCGCUUUUUGGUGUUGGUGUUAGCACUGCCUUACUGUCUCACUCCCGACUGCGAUAUGUGCUGCACGUGGAUCUAAAGGAUGUGAUUGGGUAUUCAGUCUCGCGUGUUUGGCUGGAGUACUUGUGAUGCCCCAUAAGUGGCGGAUGGUGGCCAAACUAAUAUUUUACUGCUUUUUACUGAAACAAAAAAAUAUACCUUUCAAGAAGCAAAAAAAGUAUGACUUUAAUAUCGCUAAUGGCAGUAGCCUCAAUACAUUUAUAUUGAAUGUGUUUUGAAUGUGUGUGUGUUUAGCAACCGAUGUUAUUACACUUGGAGACGUGCAGAUGUAAGCGACGUGAAAAUUGAUUUCGAAAACUUUUUAGAAAAUAUAUUGAAUAGCGGAACACGA
Lethenteron reissneri (Far Eastern brook lamprey) is the source of this 13127-nucleotide messenger RNA. RefSeq names its product glutamate receptor 4-like. Gene Ontology annotation, cellular component: membrane. Gene Ontology annotation, biological process: monoatomic ion transport. The record is from RefSeq and is a predicted model, not a curated record. Gene Ontology annotation, molecular function: ligand-gated monoatomic ion channel activity; signaling receptor activity. Lineage: Eukaryota; Metazoa; Chordata; Hyperoartia; Petromyzontiformes; Petromyzontidae.